AUGUACCGACAGGAAGCGUGGAAGCCGGAGAAGAAGUCGAACUUUGCUGCAGAAAUCAUCUCCUUUACUGCUAAGUACCAUUCGAGUAAUGCCGGGCCUGAAGUAGGGACGCCUGGGUUGAAGUCUGUGUGUCUGCUUCCGGGCGAUGAACGCAUCGUCCGGGGACAGAAUAGCUUGGCGGAAAACAUUGGAAAUGGGGGCUUGAUUGGUGACUACGCCCCGUCGUUGGACAUCGGCAAGAAGUUCUACAAGUUGGGGGAGAUCUCUCUCGUUUGGCACGCUCAGGUCACAAGCGAUGUACGCUUUGGGUGCUGGGGUGAUAUGAAUGCCUAG
Molecule: messenger RNA, 333 nt
Organism: Fusarium oxysporum Fo47
Lineage: Eukaryota; Fungi; Ascomycota; Sordariomycetes; Hypocreales; Nectriaceae
Exons: 2
Coding region: 1-333 (110 amino acids)
Source: RefSeq, a predicted model, not a curated record